AUGGCUACAGAAAGAGGGCGUAAGGGACGUCCGUAUCCUUUACAAACACCAAUACCUCCCGCUUCUGCCUCGGCUGAUUCAUCUGCCUCAGUCUCACCUGCUAUAUCAUCAUUUUCAUCACCUCGCUUACAAUCCAAGCUGGUUUCAAGUUCUGCUUCUUCUCUGAUUCCUUCGCCUGGGAUUGGAAUGGGCAUUACCAUGGAGCGCGCCGGGUCUCUUCCAAGCCCACUGCGCAACGUGGAAGAGGAAUCCAACCGACGCGAUAGGGAUAUCGAAGAGGAUUAUUUUGGAUUCGACCAAGUUACAUUCGAGCCUUAUGAAAUGACUGAUGAGGAUUAUGAUCUCACAGAUCAUCCUUACCAUGCUUCUCCAAAGCGACGGCGCUCAGAGAGUUUGUCAUCUAGAGGUUUCUCCCGCUUCGGCUCGAGAAUGCCAUCCAUUUCAUCGCGUUGGAAGUCCACGACUCAAUCGUCGGAUGAGACAUAUAGUACUGGUAUUUUCAGCGACGAUUUGCGCUCACGCGCUGACUCGGCCGCGUCAUCGACAUCUCAAUUCAUUCCCAUAACUCAAGAGCCUCAGGGCUUGCUAUCGUCAGGGAACUCCCAAGAAAAGUCACGUCACAGUGGCCACAGCGUGGGCGCGAUAUCCAUUGAAAAAGCCAACAGCGGAAACACAGACGAAGAUGACGAGAUCGGAGCCAAGCCCAGCACUCCAUUGCUCCCACCUAUUUGGUCUGAAUUUCCAUCACCACUGAGGAACUCGGGGAUUGCGUCUCCACUGCAGUCUCCUUCUGUAGCCGACGUGUUUGACGAAGAUGUCUUUCCGGUUAUGACAAGUUCUCGUACAUCCAUUCACCGCUCGCCCCCAUUGUCUACAAAACCUUCGGUAGCCUCACUAGCAACAAGGACAAGAGGGAUGACUCUGCGCACAACUAUAUCUGGGGAGGGCGCUCCACCUUUGGUGCUUACCGAGGGAGAUGAUGAAUGGUCAUCUAAACUUGGACAUGCCAACUUCACCAUUCAGCCAGAACCUUAUAUUCCAGAGAUCUCUGAUGCUAUGGCGUUCCGCAAGUUUCGAGAUGACUGGGACUUGGCACGCACCAACUAUGCCAAACAUCUCGUUCGCACCGGAGAACAUUACGGGGAAACAUCAAUGAUUUACCACUUUACCAAGCAAAAGUGGGAGCUCAUUGAGCAAGAAUGGAAGGCGAAUUUGGAAUACAUUGUCACCAACGACGACAAAUUUGGUGCCAUCCUUGGAUUGACAAAGUCUAACCUGAGCCCUGCCGAGGACAUGAAGGUACCACGUCUACAUGAUAACGAGAAGUUCCCUGAACUUGGCGAUCAGGAGAUCGUGGGGCCGAUGUCGGUUGCGCCAGCGAUUCACUCAGUCAUUAGAUGCAAGUCUCCAAGACGACGAAAUGUGUUUCGCUUUUUCCAGGACCUUGUCAGCCGGACGCCACCUGGAGUUCCUGCGACGCGUGCAUAA
Messenger RNA from Talaromyces atroroseus, 1488 nucleotides. RefSeq lists its product as hypothetical. The coding region runs from base 1 to 1488 and encodes 495 amino acids. The transcript has 2 exons. Lineage: Eukaryota; Fungi; Ascomycota; Eurotiomycetes; Eurotiales; Trichocomaceae. The record is from RefSeq and is a predicted model, not a curated record.